UCGGAAGAGAAAAAAAGAAAAGAAAAAAUCAUUACAUCGAGGAAGAAAAAGAAGAAGAAGAAGUAAUGGAAGAUCUAUGGAAGAGAGCGAAAUCGUUUGCGGAAGAAGCAGCUAAGAAAUCUCAAACCAUAACACUACAAUCAUCUUCAACAACCUUCGUCAAUCUCGUCUCCGAAACCGCCAAAAAAUCCAAAGAGUUCGCUCUCGAAGCUUCUAAGAAAGCCGAUUCGCUCAAUGUCUCCGAAUUCGUGGCCGAGACGGCGAAAAAAUCCAAGGAGUUCGCCGCGGAGGUGUCGACGAAAGCGGAUCAGCUCAAAGUUGUUGCGUUGAAGCAAGCUGAUCAGAUCCAGAAUAUUAAGUCUAUUGCCGACAUUAUACCUCCUUUUGGUUCUGGAUCAGGAUCUGGUGGUGGUUCUGUGAUCUCUGAAUCUGAGCUUGUUAGCUUUGGUAUUACUGAUGAUUUGAGGGAGUUUGUUCAAGGUUUGACGUCUGCUACGUUCCAGGCUUUUCCUGCACAAGAUGAAUCUUCGGAAGUUUCUGAUUUGGAAACAACUGCGUCCAAUGUUCGGAAGGAUCUUUCGGAGUGGCAGGAGAGACAUGCCACUCUUGUUCUUGGCUCCGUUAAGCAAAUUUCGAAGUUGAGAUAUGAAUUAUGCCCACGAGUCAUGAAAGAAAGGAGAUUCUGGAGGAUAUACUUUACCUUAGUGAGCACUCAUGUUGCACCAUAUGAGAGGAAGUACAUGGAGGAACUUAGGAACAAAGCAGAGAGUAAAGAAGAAGAAGCUAAGAAGAGCCCAGGGGUUGAAGGGACAGAAACACGUGAAAAGAAUGUGACAAAAAACAGAACAUCUACUGCAUCGUCUGAGCAAGAUCUUGACACAUUCCUCCUGGGAGAUCUAGAAGACAGUGACGAAGCUCCCGAUGAUGGUGAUGGUGAUGAUGAAGGGAGCCUGGGUGAUGAUGACUUCGACAAGAUUGGCAACUCGGACGCUGAAGAAGAAAAAGAAACAAAAGCAAAAGCCUAGAAAUAUAUAGUAGUUUUGUUAUAAUUGAGGGAAGUAAAUGAACAAGUCCAAUCAUCAGUGUAUAUAGCUUUUGCUUUAACGAAUAUGCAAAAGAGACGCAUUUUAUUCAUUCGAAUUCGCAGUUUAUUAUAAAAAGGAGACUUUCUUA
Messenger RNA from Capsella rubella, 1173 nucleotides. RefSeq lists its product as uncharacterized. The coding region runs from base 66 to 1025 and encodes 319 amino acids. The transcript is spliced from 6 exons. The record is from RefSeq and is a predicted model, not a curated record. Lineage: Eukaryota; Viridiplantae; Streptophyta; Magnoliopsida; Brassicales; Brassicaceae.